UUUUUUUUUUCCCAGCAAGCACGCUCCAGGCAGCUUAGUGGGUCCUGGGCAAUUGCUCUUUUCAACAGCAGCGACAAGUACGGAAGUUUUUCGACACUGCGCCAGUGAAGUGCAGCAAUUCUUCACGGCAGCAUUAUAUACAGAUUCCUCCAGUUCAAAGCUAUCGACCGUCACGAUGAAAGUGGUUCUUGUCAACGGAGGUGUCAUUUCUGGUGUCGGAAAGGGUAUUAUCGCCAGUAGCGCUGGCCUGCUGCUCAAGACUCUGGGUCUUCGUGUAACGGCACAAAAGCUCGACCCCUACUUGAACACAGAUGCUGGACUACUAAACCCUCUCGAGCAUGGAGAAUGCUUCGUUCUGGCCGAUGGUGGAGAGACUGACCUUGACCUUGGAAACUAUGAGCGUUACCUUGGUAUCCAGUUGAGCCGUGACAGCAACAUGACCACCGGCAAAAUCUACAAGCACGUCAUUGAUAAAGAACGACGAGGAGACUAUCUCGGAAAGACUGUUCAAGUCGUUCCCCACAUCACAGAUGCCAUUCAGGAAUGGCUUGAGCGAGUGGCUAGAAUUCCUGUCGAUGACUCAGGAGAGGCACCAGACGUCUGCAUUAUUGAAUUGGGUGGCACAGUCGGCGACCUUGAGUCCGGCCCAUUCAUUGAGGCUCUGGUCCAACUCAGACACAGACUUGGACCGAAGAACUUUUUCAACAUUGGCGUUUCCUUUGUUCCUGUCAUCAACGGAGAGGAGAAGACCAAGCCAACUCAGAAUGCUAUCAGGUCAAUGCGAAGCGCCGGUUUAAUCCCUGACGCCAUUGCCUGUCGUUGCGAACGACCGCUCGAUGACGCAACCAUCCGAAAAGUCGCUGUCAGCUGUCAAGUGGACUAUGAGCAGGUUAUCGGUGUGCGAGAUAUGGAAACUAUCUACCAGGUGCCCCUUCUCCUCGAGGAGCAAGGCCUACUUAAGCUCCUACAGAAAGGAUUGGGUCUCAACGAGCAAGCUGCGCUGCCAGCCGCGCAGAUUGAAAAGGGUCAAGCCUUGUGGAAUCUCUGGAAGAAGACCGUUGUCCCUGAGAAGCACUUGGAGCCGGUUAACAUUGUUUUGGUCGGCAAAUAUACAUCUCUCGAUGACGCUUAUCUUAGUGUCCGGAAGUCAUUGGAGCAUUCGUCUAUGCGAUGCAGGCGCAAAUUGAACCUGGUAUCAGUCGAUUCUGAGCAUCUUGAGCACGACAUGCAGCAGAAGGACCCUCAAAAGUAUCACAAUGCCUGGAAGCUCGUUUGUGACGCCCAGGGUGUUCUUGUUCCUGGUGGUUUCGGAUCAAGAGGAGUGGAGGGCAUGAUCAAUGUUGCAAAAUGGGCCAGAGAGCGAAAGGUUCCAUACCUCGGCAUCUGCUUAGGGAUGCAGAUUGCUGUCAUCGAAUAUGCUCGCGAAAAGUUGGGCUUGAAGCAGGCAACCUCUGAGGAGAUGGAUGGUCACGCAGAACAGAAGCUCAUCAUCUUCAUGCCGGAAGGCUCCAAGGAACAGAUGGGUGGCACAAUGAGACUCGGCACGCGGUCAUCCCACUUCAAGCCCGGUACGGAAUGGAGCAAGCUCCGUGCCAUCUACGGAGGCGGUGAUGUCGUUGAAGAGCGCCACCGACACCGUUAUGAAGUGAACCCCGAUUACAUUGAGAAGCUGGAAGAGGCAGGGCUUGCCUUGACUGCCUUGGACGACAAGGGUGUACGUGUGGAAUGCAUUGAGUUGAAGGAUCAUCCAUUCUACGUUGGAGUGCAAGCACACCCCGAGUACACCAGUAAGGUAUUGGAUCCUUCUCCUACAUACCUUGGCUUCGUGGCAGCAAGUGCAGGAUGUCUCGACGAGGUGAUCGAGCAAGCAACCCGCAAGAAGGAAGGCCUUACGAACAGAACUGGUGGCGCUUCCGGCUUUUAGGCGCCAGGGGAAAUGAGGUUAUAGAUUGCAUGGUUGGCGUUGGCUUUUUAGAAUGAUGAAAACUUUAUGGAUUGGGAAUCAAUGAGAGGAGCUCUAAGUAGCAAAGAAAGUUAAACAAAAUGCGUUAGAGCGAGCAAAUGCAGAAACCCGUCUGCGUGGUUUCGGUUGCCAGCUUUAGAAGCACAUAGACGAUAUACGGGCUCAUGUCGAGUUUUAUCGCUGAGCUGUAAAAUAAGCAAAUGUAAAUAUAGUCCCAACUAUCCAGGGCUAAACCACCCUUGUCGUUCUUCAUUUCAUC
Truncatella angustata is the source of this 2222-nucleotide messenger RNA. Its product is annotated as UTP-ammonia ligase. Gene Ontology annotation, molecular function: CTP synthase activity; identical protein binding. NCBI's taxonomy places the organism in Eukaryota, Fungi, Ascomycota, Sordariomycetes, Amphisphaeriales, Sporocadaceae. Gene Ontology annotation, biological process: CTP biosynthetic process; pyrimidine nucleobase biosynthetic process. The transcript has 8 exons. Gene Ontology annotation, cellular component: cytoplasm; cytoophidium. The record is from RefSeq and is a predicted model, not a curated record. The coding region runs from base 176 to 1924 and encodes 582 amino acids.